This is a messenger RNA of Scomber japonicus (chub mackerel), 512 nucleotides long. RefSeq names its product calcitonin gene-related peptide 2. Bases 1 to 396 code for a protein of 131 amino acids. NCBI's taxonomy places the organism in Eukaryota, Metazoa, Chordata, Actinopteri, Scombriformes, Scombridae. Gene Ontology annotation, cellular component: extracellular region. The record is from RefSeq and is a predicted model, not a curated record. The transcript has 3 exons. Gene Ontology annotation, molecular function: hormone activity.
AUGUAUCAUCUGAGAGUGCCUGUGCUCCUCCUCAUGCUGCUUGUCUUCCUGCACUGUGUCAGCACUGCCCCAAGCCACAGGUACUUCAGUCCCAGCUCAUCCAGCGAGCAGGAAAGUGCUCUCCCCGACAGAGAAGGCUGGUUAGUUCCCGGGCUCAUCUCCAACCCAUUCCUCGGCCUCAUGGGUACACGGCCGGAGAGGGGGCUCACAGCUAUGAAUAGCCACCACUUAGAGAAGAGGAAGUGCAACACAGCCACCUGUGUCACCCAGAGGCUAGCAGACUUUCUGGUGCGCUCCAGUAACACUGUGGGUACCGUCUACGCACCGACCGAUGUGGGAUCUGCCACCUACGGCAAGAGGGACCUACUGCUGCCUCCCAACUACCUGCCUCUCUAGUACCGACUGAGGAACUGUCAGUGCUCCGAUGAUAUAACCAGACAUCUUAUGUAACAAUGAUUGUGAGAAUGACGUUAAUAACAAUGACGCUGAUCGUGUAACUGAUGAUGGUUAUG